AUGUUCGGAAUCGGUGGAGCAUCCCCUCAAAUCUCAUCUCAGGCCAAAUUACAAGCCGCAGAGGCAGAAUUAGACAUGGUCACCGGCAUGUUCAAUGCCCUUGUGUCGCAAUGUCAUUCGAAAUGUAUAAAUAAAUCAUACAAUGAAAGUGACAUUACCAAGCAGGAAUCAUUAUGUCUUGACAGAUGUGUUGCCAAGUACUUCGAGACUAAUGUGCAAGUUGGUGAGAAUAUGCAAAAGUUGGGUCAAAGUGGACAAUUUAUGGGAAGAAGAUAA
Molecule: messenger RNA, 276 nt
Organism: Lodderomyces margitis
Lineage: Eukaryota; Fungi; Ascomycota; Pichiomycetes; Serinales; Debaryomycetaceae
Gene: TIM10
Product: protein transporter
Exons: 1
Coding region: 1-276 (91 amino acids)
Biological process (GO): protein insertion into mitochondrial inner membrane
Cellular component (GO): mitochondrial inner membrane
Source: RefSeq, a predicted model, not a curated record